UCUUUCCGCGAUCAUCGGGAUCGGAUGCGCUCGCCGCGCCGCCGGUUAGUCGAGAUCGGUCAGUCGUUCCGAGAAGAAGCGCGAAGUUUUGAGGAAGUCAACAAGCCGAGCGUGCGUGCGUGCGUAUGCGUCGCAGAAACAUUACGUUGUCGUUUUGUCGAAUAAAAUCCCCUUUGGCGUCGUCGUAUUGUUAUAGUGUUGUGUUGUGAUGUCGUUACACGGCACAAACAUGCUAAUUAAUUGUGAGAAUUCGUAAUUCACUGAUGCAAGUGCAGCUAAACCGUGUCGAGAGAGAUUGGCGUGUCUGAUAGAGAUACGAUUGUGAUUAACGGGCUGAUCGAAGUAAACUGUAUUCACAGUGGCAGGAUGGCAAAGCCUGCUACGGCUAGACGAUGGACCUCAAGGUGUCGGUCGAUGCCGACUUGGAUGUCGUCCGUCGGUGGUGUUUUGAUACUUCUUAUUCAUAUGCAAUCGAGCACUGCAGCGCUCAAAGAAAACGAUGCCUGUCGGCAUAGCGGCGAGUUGGGCGUCUGUCGGCGUUAUUCAGCCUGUAAAGAUCGCCUGCAAAAUCGAAUCACCAUCUGUAGCUACACCUCCCAGGAGGCCAUUGUGUGCUGCCCUGAUGCGGGCCUGCCGGAUAAUCGCUAUGACAAUGACGAUCGACCCAUUUGGGGUCAACAGCCGCAGCAGACCGCUAUGAACGAUCGCAAUGCUCGGAUAGCUGUCAAAAAGUGCAACGAAUACCGGAAGCUAUCGUACAACCGGGUAACGCUCAGUGCGUUGACCUUGACGCCCACGGUGGUGACCUACGAGGUGCCCAAAUGUGACAACAUCGUGAAGCUGAUCGUGGGUGGCAAUGUGACAAAACCCGGCGAGUUUCCUCACAUGGCGGCCAUCGGGUGGCGUCGCGGAGGCGUUGAUUCCUUCGACUGCGGAGGAUCGCUCAUCAGCGAUCAGUACGUACUGACCGCGGCACAUUGCUACACGGAAGUCGACGGAGAACUGCCGUCCUUUGUCCGUCUGGGCGAUCAGAAUCUGUUUCGCGAAGAUGACGGUGCUAAGCCGAAGGAUGUGAGCAUCGAGGACUUCAUCCGCCAUCCGGAUUUCGUACGUAACCAAGGUCUCUACAAUGACAUCGGGUUGAUCAAGUUGGUCAGGCCUGUGACGUUUAGCAACUUCAUUCGGCCGGCCUGUCUGUACGAUCAGCUACAGUUUACUGUGGAUACGGCGGUUGCCACCGGGUACGGACUCACAGAGGAUCAUGGUGACCGAUCGGACGAACUGCUGAAGGUGUCGUUGAACAUCUAUGACAACCAGCUGUGCAGCCGUGGCUACGCAAACAGCCGACAGCUGCGCAAGGGCAUCAUGACCAGUCAGCUGUGCGUUGGCAACGUCGGUGGCGGCCGGGACACUUGUCAGGGCGACUCGGGAGGGCCAUUGCAGAUCACCAAGCAGGAGAACCACUGCGUUUUCUACAUCAUCGGCAUUACCUCAUUCGGGCAGACGUGCGGAUCGCCGGUGCCGGCGAUCUACACUCGCGUCGCGUCCUAUCUGGACUGGAUCGAGUCAGUGGUGUGGAAUUUUGAACACCGCGAUCAAGCAAUACAGCAACCAAUGUCGAUUCGAACGACGAUCAUCCUGGUUUGCACGAUCGCUGCGGCGAUCGCACUGAAAGAAAAUGAUCGAUGCUCGAUCAACGGUGUCAUUGGGAUUUGCGCGAUCAGUUCAGCAUGCCCCGAACUGAAGCAAAUGCAACAACUGGGCGUCCGGCCGAAGAUUUGCGCAUACACUGCGAACCGAGAGAAGAUCUUUUGCUGUCCACGACUUGAACCUAUCAAACAAGCGAAACGGCCCAGCGAACAAUACUGCGAUCAGUACCGGAAGCUCGCAUCGACUCCCAUCAGUUUCGGAGCUCUUUCGUUCGAUCCGAGCACCGAUCGGGAAGCAUGGGUCCCAGCGUGUGACGAAUCGAUCGGUUUGAUCAUCGGAGGUACACCUGCCAGUCCGAAGGAGUUCCCUCAUAUAGCAGCACUGGGCUGGGCUAACGGCCAGAACAGCGGAGAAUACGAAUUCCGGUGCGGAGGAUCACUGAUCAGCGAUCGAUACGUGCUAACCGCAGCUCAUUGUGUACUGAACGUUGGUAAUGCAGGUCAUCCCCAAGUCGUACGUUUGGGUGACUAUAACCUUCUGACGGACCAGGACGGAUUUACAGGAGCGACCUACGGCAUAGAGGACCACAUUCUACACCCCAGUUAUAAACCGUCCACAAGCAAAUACAAUGACGUCGCUUUGCUCAAGCUCAACCAAACCGUGCAAUUUGGACCAACGAUACGACCGGCAUGCCUGUGGACGUCGGAAGACCCACUGCAUCGCAAGGCGGUCGCCAUCGGUUACGGACAAACGCAAAUCGGACACGAUUCCUACAACGUCCUCAUGAAGGUCAGCCUGGAUCUGCUGGACUACGUGGGCUGUAGCAUCUCAUACUACGGGGUACCCAAGCUGCCGGAAUCGAUCGUGCCGUCGCAAAUCUGCGCCCACACCACCGAAGGCGGAAAGGACACCUGCCACGGGGACUCCGGAGGGCCACUGCAGGUCACCGCCGAUGGCCACAGGUGUCUGUACUAUGUUGUGGGAGUCACAUCAUUUGGAACGUCUUGCGGAUCGUCGGUACCCGGGGUUUAUAGCCGUGUCGGCGCCUUCGCCGAUUGGAUCGAAGGAAUCGUUUGGCCUGGGCAGUUGUAAGCUGAAAUACCCCUCGGCCGAAGGGGCACAGCUCUGUUU
This is a messenger RNA of Aedes albopictus (Asian tiger mosquito), 2781 nucleotides long. RefSeq lists its product as uncharacterized. Bases 367 to 2742 code for a protein of 791 amino acids. Gene Ontology annotation, molecular function: serine-type endopeptidase activity. The transcript has 9 exons. Lineage: Eukaryota; Metazoa; Arthropoda; Insecta; Diptera; Culicidae. Gene Ontology annotation, biological process: proteolysis. The record is from RefSeq and is a predicted model, not a curated record.